CCGCAACCUUCGAGGACAACACCACAUCACAUCACAUCACAUCACAUCACAUCACAUCACAUCACAUCACAUCACACGACUUCGCCUAUCGAUACUCUCCAACAUGAUCGAAAGAUCUCAGUGAGCGAGCUGGCUCGUCAUUAAAUAUGUUUAGAAAGCCCACCAGCUUGCUUUCAUGCAACAACUCACAUUCUCUCCAGGCCUUCCCAGCUUCAAAGACGUCAUCAUUUCAUACCAAGGCCAAAAAGAGCCAUCUGCAGAGACAACAAUGUCGCUCAUAUACAAUGGUAUCCGACGGCCAUAGUCGUCAUGACCACGGAAAGCUUCGUUGGCCAGAGAUGAAAACCACUAAUACUCCUACGCCUUACCAGAUCUUCGACCAAAGAAAAGGCUCCCCUUACUCAAAACAGAGGUUCUACGAGCUUGUCAAGUUGUACCAUCCUGAUCGACACGACCAUGAUAUUGCAAGCCACGGGCUAUCAUAUGCAACCAAGCUGGAGAGAUACAGACUUGUGGUUGCUGCCAACGAUAUUCUUUCGGAUCCCAUAAAACGAAGUGCCUAUGAUUAUUACGGAGCAGGAUGGAACGGCGCACCGGAUGUUGUCAAGCCUCGAGAUGUGUCAGACCCAUCCAAUGGCUGGGGAAGCUACACUGGCAGGGGAUGGGGAGGUGGUCGUGAAGGACCUAGCCAAAAUGCGACUUGGGAAGACUGGGAACGCUGGUAUCAGAGAGAUGCCAAGGGACCACAAGAGCCGCGAUAUGUCUCGAACAGUGCAUUUGUUGGCCUGAUAGUUGUCUUCGCCUUCAUUGGUGGCAUCGGACAAGUUACACGCGCUGGAAGUUAUGGCAUGAGCUUCGUGGAGCAACGAGAUGCAUUGCACAACAACAUCUCCAAGGAUCUCAUUCGGAGGAGGAAAGAGGCCACAACUGCUUUUGGCAGCAGAGAGGAGAGGAUUGACAGCUUUCUGAGGCACAGGGACCCUGUAGGUUAUGGAAUUGUCGACCCGAAGGAGGAAAGCUAUAGAAAGGUGUUGCCUGCGCCUCAAAUUUGCUCAAGUGAGGACAUCAAGCAGCGGCCAGUAUAUAUUUAUCAGCAGAAGAACAAACCCUCCAGCAAAGCCAGCUAGUGUGGAUGGCUGCCUGGAAGCUAAAACGGUACCUGAGUCGACUUCAGAGAGCUUCAAUGGAUCGCAAGUGCCUCUGGGUACGUACCUGGUUAGAUGUAACGGAGAAACAGAGCGAGGAACAGAGACGUCUUGGAACGUUAUCAAGGAGAAACACUGUCCCGUCUUGGCCAAGUCAUCUUGGAUGUAGGCUCGACAGGUUCGUGCUGUAGUCGAGCUGGAUUUAUUACCCCGCCACUAAUCAGAGACCAAUGGCGUACUGUACAUAGCUGUUCCAAUUUGUCUCAUCUACUAGCCUAGAGCUGACAACUUGUGAUUAA
Cadophora gregata is the source of this 1444-nucleotide messenger RNA. RefSeq lists its product as uncharacterized. The record is from RefSeq and is a predicted model, not a curated record. The transcript has a single exon. NCBI's taxonomy places the organism in Eukaryota, Fungi, Ascomycota, Leotiomycetes, Helotiales, Ploettnerulaceae. Bases 147 to 1127 code for a protein of 326 amino acids.